Messenger RNA from Teleopsis dalmanni, 2145 nucleotides. RefSeq lists its product as uncharacterized. The transcript has a single exon. Lineage: Eukaryota; Metazoa; Arthropoda; Insecta; Diptera; Diopsidae. Gene Ontology annotation, molecular function: zinc ion binding; nucleic acid binding. Bases 1 to 2145 code for a protein of 714 amino acids. The record is from RefSeq and is a predicted model, not a curated record.
AUGCAGUGCUUAAAAGGAAGUCUUCGGGGAGAAGCCGCGACGCUCAUCAAUCAUUUAACAAUAACAGCAAACAAUUAUACAGCGGCAGUUGAACUGCUAAAACAAAGAUACAACAAUCCAGCAAUACUUGUGGACAAUCUUAUUAAUAAGUUAUUGUCGCUCAUAGUAAUAAGAAAUGAAAAUGUACAGGAUUUAAAAAAAUUAAUGGAUGCUUCUAGAGAAGUGUUAUAUGGUAUACGUAAUUUAAAUGUGGACACGUCAAGUUGGGAUCCACUAAUAAUUCAGAUACUACUUCCAAAAUUAGAUGGUGAAACCAGAAAUUUAUACCAACAUUCAAGAGGAGCAUCAACACAAAUACCAAAAUUGAACAGCUUAUACGAGUUUAUUGAGUGUAGAGUUAGAGGACUGGAGGCAACUCGUGAUACAAAUCGCAAAAAUAAGAGUAAUUUUCGACCAGCAGCUGUAAAUACUAAAACGCAUAUAUUUACAAUACAUACACUAUGUUUGAUGUGUAAUGGUAACCAUCAAUUAAUUAGAUGUUCAAAGUUUCUAAAUAUAAAGGUACCGGAACGUCGUGAAAAGAUUAUGAACGCCAAAUUAUGUUUUAAUUGCCUUCAGAGUGGGCAUUUUAGUAAGUUGUGCUUGAAUAAAGAAAGAUGUACAAUUUGCGACAAAAAACACCAUCAUCUUAUACAUGAACAAGUUAAAGGCAAACCAAAAUUUACAAAUAACAUAAAUAAGAGGAUGCCAACACUGAAGAACACUACGGACACCGAAGUGGCAGCAUCGUACAACAUCCAAAAGGAAAAAACUGUUUUACUAGUAAUAGCAAUGGUAAUUAUAAAGACUAAAGAAGAACUUAAUCCGAUACGAGCGCUUCUUGAUCAAGGAUCACAAUCUUGUAUAAUAACAGAACAAUUAACAAGAUCAAUCAGAGCACCAUUGACCAAUCAUCAAACUCAGGUAAAAGGUAUCAAUGGGCAAACAACAAGCGUUGUAGCCAAAUGCUCAUUAGAAAUUCAAUCCAUACACGAUCAGAAUAAGAGCUGUCAUAUCGAAGCAAUAGUGUUACCAAAAAUCACCUCAAAAAUGCCAAAUGCAGAAUUCAUGCCAGGAAAAUGGUCUCAUAUCGAUGGAUUGCAGUUAGCAGAUCCUUGGUAUGCUGAACCAAAGGAAAUACAAUUGUUAAUCGGGUCGGACGUGUUACCAGAAGUGUUUAAAGAAGGAUUAAUUAAAGGGUCAGACAACUCUCCAAUGGCUCAAAACACACUAUUUGGAUGGAUAUUAUCAGGACCUUUAGAUGUAGAGCGUACAAUCACAAACAAUAUAACGUUAUGCACCAUGGCUUGCGGCAACAGCGACGAGUAUUUAAAACGGUUUUGGGACUUAGAGGAAAUUCCAAAUGCAGACUUAAGAACAGUAGAAGAAAGGCGUUGUGAGAGACAUUAUGAUUCAACUUGCGAUAAAACAGGACUUUAUAUCGUUAGGUUACCGCUAAAAAAUGAUCGAGAAACGUUAGGCGAGUCCAGAAAAAUGGCAUUGAAACCGUUCUUUUCACUUGAAGAACAACUUGAGAAGAAUCCAGCACUAAAGCAAGAGUAUGUGAACUUUAUGCAAGAAGACAUUAAGCUGGGUCACAUGAAAGAAGUUAAUGAAAAACCAAAGAGAAGGGUAUAUUAUUUGCCGCAUCAUGCAGUUAUUAAAGAAGACAGCACGACUACAAACCUUCGAGUGAUGUUUGACGCGUCCGCAAAACCGACAUCAGGACAAUCACUGAACAGUAUUAUGAUGACUCCAGCGCAUGAUAGUCUUAUUAACUUUACAGAAACCAACUCAGAGACGGCAUCAACCAAGGCAGAUUCAGACACUCAAGAUAUGUUACCAUUGGGAAACAUUGUCAGAAAUAAAGAAGUAGUUCCGACAAAUUCUACUGUAGGAGAUCCUAGAACGCGACGACAAUGGUUAUCAGCUAGGCAAUCAAAAUCGACAGUUCUUGCUAUAUUUGGCAUAUCUCACAUUAGAAACUAUAUUAGCAACACCAGUCAUCAACACAUAAUCAACAACCUUCUGAGGUUAUCAAUUCUAAACCAGUUUGUAAUACCAACUCAGAGACGGCUUAAUGUUGAUGAAUCAACAAAAAACUAA